AUGCCACAGCCGCAACCUUUGUUUCUACUCCAGUUCUGACUUCUCCAGGUUGCAAGGUGGAUGCCAGAAUGACUAUAUUGAGAUCUAUGAUGGACCGCCCAAUACUUCUCCUCUGCUUGGAAGAAUUUGUUCCGGUUCUGAUCUCACGUACACAUCAUCCUCAAACUUUAUGACUGUCAAAUUUCACAGUGAUUCCAGAUAUUCCAAUAGAGGGUUUUAUGCUACAUAUCAGUCCUUUCCAGCAGACCAUAACACCACUCUUGUGUGCUUGCCAACAUACAUGCGGGCGGUUGUAGACAGACACUAUCUCCAGUCACAGGGCUACUCGGUGUCGAACAUCAACUUGUUUGACUCUUAUUGUAGACCAACAAUUACAUUGACUGAGGUUAUAUUCGACGUUCCAUACAAUGGCUGUGGUACACGUAGACAGGGCAACAAUGAAACGAUCACCUACUCCAAUGUGAUAAAAGUACCUGCUUCUGGUUACACCAUCAAGAGGCAAAAGGACCUGCACUUGCACAUCAACUGCAAAAUGCUCCAGAACACCUGGGUGCAAGUAAUGUACAUUGCCGAUGACAUCAUUAAUGUCAGUGAAACCCAGUACGGCAGAUACGAUGUGAACUUGACAUUCUACAAUUCCUCAUCUUUCCUGUGGCCGGUGCAUGACUUUCCAUAUUACGUUGACCUGAAUCAGAAUUUGUUCCUUCAAGCAUCUCUUCACAGCUCUGACCCAAAUCUGGUGGUGUUUGUGGACACAUGUGUGGCAUCACCUGAUCCUAGCAAUUUUAGAACAUUGACCUAUGAAUUGAUCAGAAGUGGGUGUGUGAAGGAUCCUACCUACUCUUCCUACUAUUCACCAUACGGUGAUGUUGCUCGGUUUGCAUUUAAUGCUUUUUCAUUUGUUAAUCGGCACCCGUCGGUUUACCUGCAGUGUGAGCUGGUGGUGUGCAGGUACAACGACUACUCUUCUCGCUGCUAUCAAGGCUGUGUUAGUAGGUUCAAGAGGAAUGCAGGUUCUUCCCAGGGAAAAGUGAAUGUUGUUAUUGGACCUGUCCAGCUUCGGGAAGCUCAUGCUGAGAACAGGCACACUGAGCUGGCCUCUGAUACCCAAGUGAACGGGGACUCUCAGAGCCCAGUGCCUGCUGCCAGCUCCCAUGUUGCUCUGGCUGUGACUGCCGUGGCGCUGGUAGCUGCUGUUCUCACUGUGGGAGGAUUUCUUUUGAAGCGCAAACUGCAGGAACCCAUCCAGUACCAGAUAAUGAAAGACAACUCCAGCACCGAUGACCUCUGCAGUGCUAAGCUCAGUGCUGGAGAUGACCUCAACAGAGGAGACAACCACCACAGAACCAAUGACCUCUCUAGCAAAGAGACAUCUCCUCUUCAUAGAGGAGACGACCUCCCUAGUGGAGACGACCACAACAACUUUAACGACCCCAACAGAGGAUAUGACAUCUCUAGCGGAGACACCCCCCCUAGUGGAGAUGACCUCCCCAGCAGAGACAACCACCACAGCACCAAUGACCUCUCUAGCAGAGAUGACCUCCCUAGCAGAGACAACCACCAUAGCGAAAAUGGCUACCACAGCAGAGGGGAGCAGACCAGUUCCUGCAUGGGCACCCACCUGCGGCUCUCCGGUGGGAGGAACAGCUGCGAGGGCCGCGUGGAGGUGUACAACGGCAGCAGCUGGGGGACGGUGUGCGACGACUGGUGGGACCUGGGCGAUGCCCAGGUGGUGUGCCAGCAGCUGGGCUGCGGACAGCCCACGGCCGCCCCGGGCAACGCGCGCUUUGGCCUCGGCUCUGGGAGCAUCUUCCUGGACGACGUGCAGUGCCGCGGGGAUGAGCCCUCCCUCCAGAUGUGCAGGCACAACGGCUGGGGCGUGCACAACUGCAGGCACGCGGAGGAUGCCAGCGUCAUCUGUGCAGGUGUGUGGGCAGCGGAGGCUACUGGCUCUCCUGCAGAUCCCACUGGGCGGCUGCAUGUUCAACCCCUACUGCUGAAGCGCCGGACACAACAGGUGGUGUGCCAGCAGCUGGGCUGCGGACAGCCCACGGCCGCCCCGGGCAACGCGCCAUUUGGCCUCGGCUCUGGGAGCAUCUUCCUGGACGACGUGCAGUGCCGCGGGGAUGAGCCCUCCCUCCAGAUGUGCAGGCACAACGGCUGGGGCGUGCACAACUGCAGGCACGUGGAGGAUGCCAGCGUCAUCUGUGCAGGUGCGUGGGCAGCGGAGGCUACCGGCUCUCCAGUGAAGCCCAUGGCCCUCUGUGCCCGGUCCCCUGUGUCCCCAUCCCCUCCUCGACGCAAUCCCCUUGGUGUUCCCCUGUGCCCUAAGGCGGGGCCAUGUCUGUGCCCCAACACCUUUCUUCUGAGCAACACAUCUCACUUGCGGCUCUUCUUCCUCCACACAGCUGCUCUGGCCUCUCCGACACCUCCAUCAGCACCUUAUUUCUGUGGUGGCUCAAUCUCAAAUUCUUCGGGGAUGCUACAGAGUCCCUUCUACCCUGGAAGUUAUCCAAACAACGCUGUCUGCGUGUGGGAAAUACAAGUAGAGAACAAUUUCCGUGUUAUGCUCACAUUUAGAGAUAUUGCGAUGCAAAGCGGCAGAUGCCAGUAUGACUACGUUGAAGUCUAUGAUGGGCCUCCACACUCUUCCCCGCUUCUUGGGAGACUUUGUUCUGGUUCCUUUCCCACAUACAUAUCCUCUUCAAACAUGAUGACUGUUCGCUUUCACAGCGAUUCUAGAUACACCUUCAGAGGAUUUCAGGCUCACUACUCCUCCAUUCCAGCAGAUCACAACACAACCCUGCUGUGCUUGCCAGACUACAUGCAUGCAGUGGUUAGCAGAGACUAUCUCCAAUCUCAAGGCUACUCCGCGCAGAUGGUCACCCUAAAUGACAAUCGCUGUAAACCAACAGUCACAUCACACGAGGUUAUAUUCAACAUUCCCUACAAUGACUGUGGGACGAUACGAGAGGAGACCAAUGAUACAAUCAACUAUUCCAACAUGAUCAAAGUUACAUCUUCUGGGUACAUAAUCAAGAGGAAAAAGAAUAUUCACUUACAUAUCAGUUGCAAAAUGCUACAGAACACAUGGAUGCAAAUAAUGUAUGUUGCUGAGGAUACUGUAGAUGUGAACGAAAACCAGUUUGGAAGAUAUGACAUGAACAUCACUUUUUAUGACUCCUCAUCAUUCUUGCGGCAAGUGCACGACUCUCCAUACUACAUUGACUUGAACCAAAAUUUGUACCUUCAAGCUUAUCUUCACAGCUCUGACCCAAAUCUGAUCGUGUUUGUGGACACAUGUGUGGCAUCACCUAAUCCUCAUGAUUUUAACACUCUGGCCUAUGAUAUAAUCAGGAAUGGAUGCGUCAGAGAUUCUUCCUAUGCCAUGUACUACUCCCCCUACAGCCACUUUGCUCGGUUCAAAUUUAAUGCCUUUGAGUUCAUUAGCCACCAUACGUUGGUCUACCUGCAGUGUGAGCUGGUGGUGUGCAGGCUUGGUGACUAUUCCUCCCGCUGCUACCAGGGCUGUAUUACUAGGUCCAAGAGAGAUGCAAGUUCUGCCGAGGAACGAGUGAAUGUGGUUGUCGGACCACUUCAGCUUCGAGAAGGGGGUGCUCAGAGUAGGAAUAUUGGUAAAGCGAAAUGA
This is a messenger RNA of Phaethon lepturus (White-tailed tropicbird), 3649 nucleotides long. Its product is annotated as deleted in malignant brain tumors 1 protein-like. Gene Ontology annotation, cellular component: membrane; cell surface. The record is from RefSeq and is a predicted model, not a curated record. The transcript is spliced from 16 exons. Lineage: Eukaryota; Metazoa; Chordata; Aves; Phaethontiformes; Phaethontidae. The annotation marks the transcript as partial.